UUGCAAUUUUUAAAAAAUGAUCAAGGAAAAUUCAUCUGGAAAGAAUGUUCCUGAAAGGAUAGUAGCUUCUUUACUGAGUACCUGUGAACUAUGUUUAAGGUCAAAGGAGAGCAGCUGUGAAAACACAUUUGAUGAAAUGUAGAUAGGUACCAAAAUGCAGAUUCAAGUGGUUGAUGGACAGGCAGGUCAAAGCACUGGUCUGGCCUCUGAACACAUGAUUCCUCGAAAUAAACACAGGAUUAAAAAAACUAAAAGCAAAUGUAAAAUAAAGGUGUUAUAUUCUCAUGUUAUGGCAUAAACAGGGCUAUUCUUGAUUCUCCAACAUUCUUGAUCUAACAAUUACUGUCAGUGUGGCUUUUUCAUUGACUUUUUUUUCCAAAGUAAUUUACUCUUGUGAACAUCAAACUAGCCAUCAGACAGAAGCAAAUCAGCUAUGUAAAAGGAAAAAUCUCUCUUCUUUCUGUGCAGCACAUAACUUUAUGGGACCAGCGUGUAAAUCUACUGUCAAUUCUCCAUUAUCUAGGGUAAAUAAGUGAAAGCAAGAAUGUAGUUACUAUAUGACACGUUAAGGAACAUGGUGGAAAAACAUUCAAAUACAGAAACUCAGCUACAGUGCAGCAGAGCUAAUAAUUCUAGGGUAGCCUGGUAUUGACAGCAUGAGGCUGUUUAUUGUGGAGGCUGGUCUGGGACAUCCCUGCCCUGUAGUUCCUUCCAUUUCCAGGCAGUGGGCAGCUUGGCCCAAAUUGAUCCACUUGUUGGCUUUAGUAUUUUGGAGCCUGAUAAAUUGCCUCGAGCCAGAUUCAGCCUGUGUAAUCUCUGUUGGGAACCAUUGUCAAGACAAAUGCUUUUGGGGAAAAGCUCACUGUCUACAGAUUAUUCUGUGGAAGAUCCUGCAGGAUCAUUGCAGUAUGAAAUUCCUUGGAAUGUCACAUGGAUAUCUGCAGAAAUCAGCUGGCAGGGAUUAAAUAGCAGGAAUAGCCUGCCAACACCACAGCUGAGACGAACUUCAGGAGUUUCUGGCAUUCCACCUAUAGAAUCAACAUCUAGAUGGGAACGGAGUAACAGCAAGAGAUCUCAUCAGGAAUAUAACACAUCAAGCCAAGGAUCUCAUUCAAAUGGGUCUUUUGGUGCAAACUUGCUGACAAUACCAAAACAAAGAUCAUCUUCUAUGACAUUGACUCAUCAUAUAGGUCCCAGACGAGCAGGUGCUUCUCCUGGCCUGAGUCCUGUGGGUUCACCUAGUCAUGGAUCUGUCUCCAGUGGGGCUUUCAGCAGCUGGUCACCUGUAGAAUUUCCUGAUACUGCUGAUUUUCUUACAAAACCAAGCAUUAAUAUACAUAAGCCUCCAGGAUACACAUUUAGUUCUCCAGAUAUUCAGCAACAAGCUAGAACACCUGUAGGUUAUAUGUGUAGCAGCUGUGGACGUCAGAUACCCAAGCCUGUUCCAACAGCAGAACCAGAAUUUGCAGAAUAUAAAGACAGAAAAUCAGGUGAAAUUGGAAGUGCUAGUGUUUCAAAAGAAUCUUUCAACCAUACAGAGAAGAAGAAAGAUGAAAGGAAGGAAACAAUUGAUCAAACACAAAAUAAUCUGCUUGUAGAGCAGAGUCCUACAUUAGAAACAAUGUUUUUAGACCAUGAUUCGCUAAUGGAGAAGAUGAACAAUUGGAAUUUCCAAAUUUUUGACCUUGUACAAGAAAUGGGAGACCAGUCUGGAAGGAUCCUUAGCCAGGUAACUUAUACCUUGUUUCAAGACACUGGUUUGUUUGAAAUUUUCAAAAUCCCAACUCAAGAAUUCAUUAAUUACUUCUGUGCACUAGAAAAUGGCUACCGAGACAUUCCCUAUCACAAUCGUAUACAUGCCACAGAUGUUCUUCAUGCAGUAUGGUAUCUGACAACACGGCCCAUUCCUGGAUUUCAGCAAAUUCAUAAUGAGCAUAUAAUGGAAAGUGAUAUGGAUGAAGCCAGUGGUAUUGCCCCUGUUCAAGUCAGCUAUAUUUCUUCAAAAAGUUGUUCUAUUGCUGAUGACAGCAAUGGUUGUCUGGCAUCAAACAUUCCUCCUUUGGAAUUGAUGGCUCUAUAUGUAGCAGCUGCCAUGCAUGAUUAUGAUCAUCCUGGUCGUACAAAUGCUUUUCUAGUGGCUACAAAUGCACCUCAGGCUGUUCUCUACAAUGACAGAUCAGUCUUAGAAAAUCACCAUGCUGCUGCUGCCUGGAAUCUUUUCUUAUCAAGACCAGAAUACAACUUUUUAUCAAAUCUUGAUCAUGUAGAAUUCAAGCGUUUUCGUUUCUUAGUGAUUGAAGCAAUCCUUGCCACAGAUCUCAAGAAGCAUUUUGAUUUCCUUGCAGAAUUUAAUGCCAAGGUCAAUGAUAUCAACAGUCAUGGUAUAGAAUGGAGCAAUGAAAAUGAUCGCCUACUGGCCUGUCAAAUAUGCAUCAAACUGGCAGAUAUUAAUGGCCCAGCAAAAGUUAGAGAGCUGCAUCUGAAAUGGACAGAAGGCAUUGUUAAUGAAUUUUAUGAACAGGGUGAUGAAGAAGCAAGUCUUGGAUUACCUAUAAGCCCCUUCAUGGAUCGUUCUUCUCCACAACUUGCAAAACUGCAAGAAUCAUUCAUCACUCACAUAGUUGGCCCCCUUUGUAAUUCCUAUAAUGCAGCUGGGUUGCUUCCAGGGCAGUGGGUUGAUGAAGAGGAGGAGGAUGCAGAAAGUACUGAAGAUGAUGAUGGAGCGCAGUUAGAGAGUGAUGAUGAAGAAAUGGAAGAUGAUCUUAUUUUAAAAGCUCAAAGAAAAAAAGGUAGACGAAUAUUUUGCCAGCUAAUACACCAUCUCAGUGAAAAUCACAAAAUAUGGAAGAAAGUGAUUGAAGAAGAAGAAAAAAAUAAAGGUGAAGGAGCUAAACUGCUGACUGAGAUCUCAUCUUUACCUCAAGCAGAUGAAAUUCAGGUUAUUGAGGAAGCUGAUGAAGAAGACGAGCGACAACUAGGAGAAGACAAGACAUGCUAAGAAAACUUCAGUGGUGUCCAGUAUGAUGAUAGCCUAUUAUUUUUUCACUGUGCUGACUUUAGCUGGACACAGUUCACCUAAAAUUGAAAGGCCUUAAUACUGUGAGAGGAUUCUUUCUACUCUAGUGGAAUCCCACUCCUAUGCACUUUCGCCACACAGAAUAUGAAACUUUAUUCAAAGAUUGAAUAUUGUAUACCCUGAUGCAAAGUUCUUUAUGCCUUAGUUGGUAUAAAAUAUCCUGAUAUAAUGCUGCCUUGCUGAAUAUGGAACUCUUAUUUUCCCUGAGGUACCUGCAAUUUUUAAAAACAUUCAGUGACUUCAGUUACCAAAGUGGCAAGAACUUUUUGCUAAUAAGGAAAUGUGGGAUGAAUCCUAACAUUGUCUUGAGUUGUUUAUUUCAUGUUGGGUUUGAACAUGAAUAAGAAAAAGUCUGUGCCUACAUGAAAACUAUGUUACCGUUGCAGUGCAAGCCUGUUGUGGGGUGUCUACUUAGUGCAGUAGUGUGCUUAAUGUAGUCAUCUCAGAGCAACUGUUCAAAGACUGUGACAUAAAUGCUGAAUUCUGAUAUUUGUGGUUUAAAAAAGAAAAAAAAUCCAGGUGCAUCUAUUUCUGAUGCUUUUUAUUAUUGUGCAUAAUCUGAUGUUUUAUUUUUGCAGAAAAUAUUCACGUUUGCAGUGAGUGUUCAUGAUAAUUCAUUGAAUACAAGGCCAUUAUUAUCUGUUGCCUUGCUGUUUUGUGGUAGAACAUUAAAAACCUGUUCAGCUACUUAAAUUAUUAAUGAACUUUAUUCUUUUAGUCAUAGUGCUAUAUUUCUUGCCCUUACUCAGGUUCCUGUUUAAAAACAAGUCAACCACAUCAUAGAUUUUUAUCUUGCACCGAUUUCUGGUAUUAAAUUUUAAGGAAAUAAGAUCAUAUUUCAUUUAUUCUUUGUAUGUAAAACUUUAGGAGAAUUAAAGUUGGGUUUUUUGGUAAAAAAGACACAAACUACUCUUUCAAAAUGGCUAGUGUAUUUUAAUGUGCACCACAUCUUUUCUCCCAUCACAGACAUAGCUUACAUUGCUUUCAAGUUUGAUGUACAUCCUGAAAUAUACAUAUGGAAAGCAGAACAUGAAAACUUCAUGUAAAGCCUAAUAGUAAGAUAAACAUCACUGUACUAUAUUACAUUUUAGAUUCUUGAGUUUUUAAAUAAGAAAUUUAGACAUACCACACAAAUGUAUUUUUAGGAACACUGCCAUUGUAGGUCUAACUUAAAAAAAAAAAAGAAGCAUAAAUUAGGCUACAAGUAUGUAAGCAAGCCACAAAUAAAGCUAGUUUUAAAAGUGCACCUUUUAGUACUAAAUAUUUAUAUGCUGUGCAGUUGAAUUGAACAAAAGUAAAUGCACGUGUGUGCAAGUUGCUAAAUGUACCUUAGCAUAUUUGUGUUUACAUUUACAUCAGCUGACUUGAAAAAAAGGUAACAUUCCUAAGAUAACCUUGUGUAAAUUGUAUUGCACUAUUUUACACAAACAAAUUUUUAUUCUGCUCUUCGAUUGGCCAGUUUAAAUAACUGAAAGGAAUUACUUUUUUUUAUUUUUCACUAAUAAGCUUUUUGUUGAUCCAUUUAGAAGACCACUGAGACGUGCUUUUGCUAUUUUAUAUAUUCAGUGCCAAAUCCCCCUUUGCUGCCAUUACUACUAUCACUGCAUUUUUUGUAACACAAGCAGUGUUAAAACCAGAUAUUUUUGUCAUUAAUAAAAUGUUGCACUAUUGAAGCUGGCACUUACGGAUCAUUCACUUGUAUUUUACAUUUGUUGUUCGUAUAUUUUCCUAACAGAUAAUUUGAAGACUACAGAAAUUAUGCUUGUUUCAGUAUGCUGUAUUCUCAGCAUUUUGUGUUUAGCCUAUGUGUUUGUACAUAAAAAAAAAAUCAUUUUAAUACUGUUUAGUUUCACUUUGCUUUGACUGAAAAAAAGAUGCAAAUGGCUUGUCUAAAGUUACUGUUCCCAUUUAGUUUCCUUUUUAAAAAAUAGUAUUAAAAACUAAUAUAAAGAGAGAAUAAGAAGGUUAAAAUAACAUUUUAUCUUUUACUAAAGCAUUGGCAGCAUUUAUAUCUGGUGACAACUUUGCCAGCAACUCUCUUAUCUCAGGUUUCCCUUAAACUCUUUAGAAAUACUGCAGCAAUUUUAAAAUUCAGAAAUGAGUAGCAAACCUCAGUGUUUAAUAAACUAUAAUGCUAAUAUGUAUUUCCAAUUAGACAUUUUCAAGUUACAAUAGAGGAUACAAUCAAGGAUAUGUUUGAUUAUGAAUGUAUUCAAAAUCCACCUUAAAAUGUCUGUUAUUUAUGUAUGCAUAACAUGUGACAAUUGUUACUCUAAGAGCAAGGGAAAAAGAAUGUACAAAUGUCAUCAAAGGUUGGUUCAGGGCAUGUUUGCAGAAUGGAUGUAACUGUAACUGAAGGUGUCUUAAUCUUUCAAAAACAGUAAUGGAGGGCCAUCUGAACGUUGUUUGAGCUGUUGUCAACAAUAAUAUAUCUCCAUAUAGGGCAUAUCACUCUUAUUCUGGUAGCAACUCACUGAGAAAUUACAACCAAUUUAAAUCUGUGAUCACACUUCAAUUCACAGCUACAAAGGGAUGCCAAGGAGCACAGAAAAGCACACAAAAGAACACACUUAAAUACGUUCUAAAGCAAUGCUCACCACUUUUUUUUGUGUUAAGAGGUAGGCCAAAUUAGCCUACGCUGAAGUUUAUGCUGCUACAGUAGAAAUACUGUUUAUGGAUAAUAUUCUCAGGUUUAAGUAAAGUCUUCAGCCCCUUUUCUAUCAAGAGUCUCCCAUCUCCUCAUUGCCUUCUUUUACAAUUUAUGUUGGAUUACUUGCUCCUAUGCAUACAGUGCAUACAGAACUAGACUACUAAGUUCUCCAUAAGGACCCAAUUCCCUCCGUGCCUCUGGAGACUUCUGGAUGUUAUGGUGGUGCUAAACCAGUCAAAAAGAACUACUUGGAUCCUCUUCCCGUGAGUUCUUCCUCCAUGACAAAGUUAGAUGGCGAUAAGAUUCAAAAUGAAAGGACUGGUGUGACGUUACUUAAGCUUUCCUCAGAAUUGUGUUUCUGGACAACGUGCUUCUUCAUGUGUGUGUUAAGGCAAAUGAGGGAAGACUGCUGAAUCUAGCCUGCAUUUACAAAUACUGAACAAGACCGAAAAAUAGUGCAAAGAACGUUGCAAUAAUCUCCCAGGAAGAGAAAAAAACUGAAGUGGAUUUUUACCUGGACAAAUUAGAAAAAAGAAUGAUUCAAAACUCUACAGGGAUUGAGAGCAGCAAAGGCAAACUGAAUGUGCAUUUUUAGGAAUAGAUGGCAAUAUGGAUCCUCAGCUGCAGCUUGGAGCAUUGUGCCCCACCUGACAACGUAGACCCUUCUCUUCACCGUC
Messenger RNA from Egretta garzetta (little egret), 6403 nucleotides. It is a transcript of the gene PDE3B, whose product is annotated as phosphodiesterase 3B. The record is from RefSeq and is a predicted model, not a curated record. The transcript is spliced from 17 exons. Gene Ontology annotation, biological process: signal transduction. NCBI's taxonomy places the organism in Eukaryota, Metazoa, Chordata, Aves, Pelecaniformes, Ardeidae. Gene Ontology annotation, cellular component: membrane. Gene Ontology annotation, molecular function: 3',5'-cyclic-AMP phosphodiesterase activity; protein kinase B binding. Bases 842 to 2998 code for a protein of 718 amino acids.